Strongylus vulgaris is the source of this 387-nucleotide messenger RNA. NCBI's taxonomy places the organism in Eukaryota, Metazoa, Nematoda, Chromadorea, Rhabditida, Strongylidae. The record is from the annotation of a GenBank genome assembly.
AUGUUUAAUGAAGGAGAAAUGGCAGCAAUGGCCACUUUUGCUGUACUUUUAUGGCAAAGCUUUCUUCUAGUGCUUCUUGUUCCAUCUGUUGUGCCAAAAGAGCAGAAAGAAGUGCUUCUCGUUCCAUCUGUUGUGCUUAAAGAGCAGAAAGAAGUGUGCUCCUCCGGAAAAGUACUGGGCUGCGAGCGGAAAUGUUAUCCGUCAUGUGGCGUUGAAAAAGAUUGUCCUGAGGUUGACAAAUGUCUCAAGAAGAAGUGUCAAUGUCCGAAAGGAAAAGUGGAAAAUAGUAAAGGAGAAUGCGUUGAUCCAUCCGAGUGCACAACAGCACUAGUCCGAGCAAAACGGCAAACUCCAAUCAGCAAUGUGAGUUUUACCUCCGACUUAUGA